AUGGAAUCUCCGAAGAAGAUAGCUCACGAGAUCGGUGGUGUUAAGAACGACCCUCUUCGUUUUGGUCUCCAAGGCGUUAAGAGCGACAUCGUCGGAUCUCACCCUCUCGAAUCGUCUUACGAAUCUGAAAAGAAAUCGCAUGAGGCGAUGAAAAGGAAUAUGACUGCGCAAAUCUACGGAUCUGCACUUCCACUGAAGAUGGAUAUGGACAGGCAAAUCCUCUCACGGUUUCAGAGACCUUCCGGGCCAAUUCCAUCGUCAAUGCUCGGUCUAGAAGUCUGCACAGGAGCGUUGGAUAACUUUGGCUUUGAGGAUUACUUGAAUGAUCCUCGUGACUCGGAGACAUUCAAGCCUGUAGACUUGCACCACGGGAUGGAAGUUCGUCUUGGUAUCUCAAAGGGUCCGGUUGCCCCAAGUUUCAUGUAA
Microthlaspi erraticum is the source of this 426-nucleotide messenger RNA. NCBI's taxonomy places the organism in Eukaryota, Viridiplantae, Streptophyta, Magnoliopsida, Brassicales, Brassicaceae. The record is from the annotation of a GenBank genome assembly.